This is a messenger RNA of Iphiclides podalirius (scarce swallowtail), 1026 nucleotides long. NCBI's taxonomy places the organism in Eukaryota, Metazoa, Arthropoda, Insecta, Lepidoptera, Papilionidae. The record is from the annotation of a GenBank genome assembly.
AUGUGGGAUUCAGCAACAUUUUUAGGCGCAUUGACGCCUAAAUUUUAUGUUGCGCUAACCGGCACCUCUUCUCUCAUCUCCGGAUUAAUUCUCAUUUUCGAGUGGUGGUACUUUCGUAAAUAUGGCACAUCGUUCAUUGAGCAGGUGUCGCUGGCGCACCUUGGGCCGUGGCUCGGGGGCGGCGCGAGCGCGGGGGGCGGCGGCGAGGGCGAGGCGGGGGGGGGGGGCGCGGCGGCGGCCGCGGGAGGAGGCGCGGGCGCCGGGGCGGUAGGGGGCGGCGGGGCGGCAGGGGGCGGCGGGGCGGCGGCGGCGGGCGCCGCGCCCGCCGAGUGCAAGGUGUGGCGCAACCCGAUGUCGCUGCUGCGCGGCGCCGAGUACGGGCGGCUGUGGAGCGUCGCGCGCCGCGCGCCCCUCACCUACUACGACAUGAACCUGUCGGCGCAGGAGCACCAGGCGUGGUUCGGCGGCGGCGAGGGCGAGGCGGAGGGGGGGGGCGGGGGCGGGGGGGGCGGCGGGGGCGCGGAGGCGGCCGAGGCGCACAUGGCGCGCGCGUGGCGGGAGCGCGAGCCGGCGGCGCGCGUGGCGGCCGCGCGGGCGGCGCUGGCCGAGAGGCCCGACUGCGCCGCCGCGCUGCUGCUGCUCGCCGAGGAGGACGCGCCCACCGUGCUGGAGGCGGAGCGCGUGCUGCGGCGCGCGUGGCGCGCGGGCGAGGCGGCGUGGCGGGGGCGCGCGGCGGCGGGGCCGGGCGGGGGCGCGGCGGGGGCGAGGCGCGCCGCCGCCGUGCUGGCGCACGUGAAGCGGCGCGCCGCCAUGUGCGCGCGCCGGCUGGGGCGGCUGCGCGACGCGGCGCGCAUGUUCCGCGAGCUGGCGCGCGACGCGCCGCCCGCGCUCUCGGCGCUCGCCACGCACGAGAACCUCAUCGAGGUGCUGCUCGAGCAGCGCGCCUACGCCGACGUGCAGGCGAGUCUCGCGCUCUGCCUCGCACACUCCACGAUUUGUUGGAACGACACAAGACAGGGCUUAUGU